AUGGAGGUGAAGUUGAGAUUGAAGCUUGGAGGUCGCGAUGGAUUGGAUCGUGCCUCCCGUCAAUGUCUGGGAGAAUCGGAGGGUGGAGUCUUUCCUUACAUGUUGGAGACUGCUUCAGUCGCGGCCAGCAUUGUGCAUCACGCAGCUCGCACUCCUGGUGAUGGCAUAAACUCGCCAACCGAAGGCGUUGCUCCUGUCAAAUCUUCCCACCAGGCCAGCAUCUCUAAUCUUGCCGGGUGCGUGUCUCACCGAGAACACCACACCUACCCUUCCGAGCUUCCACACCUUCCAGAACUUGCUGCCCCAUGUUUCAACAAGCUUCUGGGCGUCGACAAGUAUAUUAGCUCGCUUGGCCUCGUCUCCAUACUGUCCUCUUCCGCGCCCACCUUCAUUGCUCCUUCGAACGGAACAGACGUCAUGUGUUGGGACAUGUCAGAGCUUCUUUGCCACCGCAAUCACCAUGGAUUGAAGAACCGUUCUUCAUCAGACAUCAAGAGCAUUGGCCUUCCUUUCUGGUUGGAGCUUUUGUCCCAUGAACAGAACGCAGGGCUCGCCAAGCCAGUCCUAUUUCAGGGUAGCCGAAGAUUGACAGAUAUUGGAUGUUACCGACAGCAAAACGGGGACCCCUCUUCCUACGCAGUAUCUAGCUCGACAGCCUGUCACCAGUUGAGCAUUGCUAUUGCUGACGGAUUGGUCGCCAAGGGUAUUAACAGACCAUUUUCUAUAUGUACACCAGCAGGUACCACUGGUACCAAAUCACACCUCGAAGACGGUCGGUCCGAUUACUUGCAACAAACCCCUUGA
Neurospora tetraspora is the source of this 804-nucleotide messenger RNA. RefSeq lists its product as uncharacterized. Bases 1 to 804 code for a protein of 267 amino acids. Lineage: Eukaryota; Fungi; Ascomycota; Sordariomycetes; Sordariales; Sordariaceae. The record is from RefSeq and is a predicted model, not a curated record. The transcript is spliced from 6 exons.